AUGGGUUCCAUCACUGAGACAUCACUCCCCGAGGCAGAGCUCGGGCUCCAAGCAGCAGAUGACAUCGCCGUCGUUGGGUACUCUUUCAAACUUCCCCAGGGUACAGACGAUGAUUACAGUUUCUGGGAAGUUCUCCAGGACCGUCGGAACCUUUCAACAGAAUGGCCUGCCUCCCGUAUCAAUAUUGAUUCCUUUCUGGAUGGCAAGAGCCAUACCUUCAAUGGCCGCCGAGGGCACUUCAUCGAUGACGAUGUCGCUGCCUUUGACGCUCCUUUCUUUUCUGUGACCUCAAAAGAGGCCAAGGCCAUGGACCCAAUGCAGCGAUGGACACUCGAGGCAUCUUACAGAGCUUUCGAAAAAGGCGAGAAAUAA
Messenger RNA from Diaporthe citri, 372 nucleotides. RefSeq lists its product as uncharacterized. The coding region runs from base 1 to 372 and encodes 123 amino acids. The transcript is spliced from 2 exons. NCBI's taxonomy places the organism in Eukaryota, Fungi, Ascomycota, Sordariomycetes, Diaporthales, Diaporthaceae. Gene Ontology annotation, biological process: fatty acid biosynthetic process; secondary metabolite biosynthetic process. The record is from RefSeq and is a predicted model, not a curated record. Gene Ontology annotation, molecular function: fatty acid synthase activity.